AUGGCCCUCCACGAGGGCGGUGGACUGGUCGACCCCACAGCUAGCCUGGCUCCCACUCCAAUUCUUCCUUUAGAGUCGGACUUGCCAACAUCUGCUCCUUCAUUCAUUGAGAAUUCGUCAAGCAUAUCCUCGUCCGGAAAGAAUGAACAAUCCUACGACUUUAAGCAGGCACUCAGAGACCUCAUGAAACAGCAAGUGUUUUAUGGAAUAAAGGACCGUCAACUUGGUGUCAUGUUUAAGGAUCUGCGUGUCGUUGGUGCGGGCUCUCGCACCUCGCUCCAGCCCACGGCGGGCUCACUUUUCCAUCCCUCAACGCUUCUGGCCAAGAUAAGGGAAAUUCGCCAUCCUUCCAUUAGAGAUAUUUUGUCUGGAUUCGGGGGUGUGGUCACCCCUGGCGAAAUGCUGCUGGUCCUUGGCCGUCCCGGCGCAGGGUGCUCGACCUUCCUCAAGACAAUCGCUAACCAACGUGGGGAGUAUCAUGCUGUUGAGGGUCAGAUUUUCUAUGACUCGUUCACCUCAGAGGAGAUACAUGACUCCUUUCGCGGCGAUAUUACUUACUGUCCGGAGGACGAUAUCCACUUCCCGACGCUGACCGUCGACCAAACGCUCUCUUUCGCUGUUAGAAACCGUAUUCCUGAAACCCGUCUUUCCAGCCAGACACGCGAGGACUACGUUGAGGAUACCACCACGAUGCUUAUGAAAGUUCUUGGUCUCUAUCGUUCGAAACACACACUAGUUGGUAAUGCCCAGAUUCAAGGUGUUUCCGGUGGCGAGAGAAAGCGAAUUUCUAUCGCAGAAACUUUAGGCUCUGCAGGCUCACUUGGUGCAUGGGAUAAUUCUACUCGUGGACUAGACUCCUCGACUGCCCUUGAGUUCGUCCGCGCCUUGCGUUUUAUCACAGACGCCAGGCGUACAACGACGAUCGUCUCCCUCUACCAGGCGGGCGAGCCAUUAUACGAUCUGUUUGAUAAGGUUUGUGUUAUCGCGGAAGGGAAGAUGGCCUAUUUUGGUCCAGCAAAGUCGGCGAAAGAUUACUUUAUUGGUAUGGGCUUCGAACCGCAAAACAGACAGACUACCCCCGAUUUCUUAGUUGCAGUCACGGACCCACACGGGAGGAAGAUCCGCCCUGGAUACGAGAGCUCUGUUCCGCGAACGGCAGAGGAACUUGCUAGCUUUUUCAUGACUUCUGACCUCGGUCGUCAGAAUCAGGAAGCCAUUGAACGGCGCCGCGAGCAAUGGGUUGGCAAUCACGAACACAAGCAGGCAUAUCUGGCCAGCGUGGCCGCUGAACAUGGCAACACAUCUAGCGUGUAUAUGACCUCUACCUUCCAGCAAGUCAAAGUGGUCAUGAAGCGCAGCGUGCAAAUCAUCAUUGGUGAUAAGUUCGAAUUCUUUAUGCGACUGGCUUCCCAAAUCUUUCAAGCGAUAAUUAUGGGCACCGUUUUUCUGGACACUCCAAAUGACACCUCUGCCUACUUCUCUCGUGGAGGUGUUCUGUUCUUCUCCCUCUUCUUCAGUGCUAUCACGUCUGUUUCAGAAGUUCCAGCUCUUUUUUUCCAGCGUCCGAUCGUGCUUCGACACCAGAAAGCCGCGUUAUAUUACCCUUUUAUUCAGAGUCUCGCGCACACUAUAGUGGACAUUCCGGUCACUUUGAUCGUCCAACUUGUGUUCGCUGUAAUACUCUACUUCCUGGUCGGGUUGCAACGUUCUGCUUCGCAGUUUUUCAUUUUUUACCUUUUCAUCUUCUUAAUGUCACAAACCAUGAAAUCAUUCUUCAGAGCUAUUGCUACAUGUUUUAAAACUCGUCCUAGCGCACUAGCUGUUAGCGGUAUCUUUAUUCUCUUAAUGUCGCUCUAUGGUGGGUACACAAUUCCUUGGCCAACUUCUCCAAAGGGCUUAAGGUGGAUCAUGUGGUUGAAUCCAUUGUGGUGGUCGCUCGGUGGACUUCUUGUGAACGAGUUUCAUACAAUCGACGCAGUUUGCUCCACUCUUGUCCCACAGGGUCCGGGGUACGAGAAUGUUUCACUGGCAAACCAGGUCUGCACGACUGUCGGGUCGCAGCCCGGACAGCUUCUCGUCGAUGGCAACAUCUAUAUUGCAUUGACGUUUGACGUUUGGUAUAGUCAACUUUGGAGGGUAGGCGGUCAUUCAAUACUUCGCGAAUGGCUCAUGACACCACCGCAGAAUUUUGGUGUCCUUUGCGCCUUCUACCUUGGAUUCUUGGCCAUUUUCCUAGUUGCUACAGAAUUCAAUACUCUGUCUACUGCAGACAGUGCUGUCAUUCUCUUCAAGCAAGGAACUUGUGCUGUCGAUGGGGAUUCUAAGGUCUUUGACGAGGAAAAGGCUGAUGCAGAGUUUCUUUCUAAAUCCCUCUCCGGAGUAGCAAAUUCCUCGACUUCCGUCGAUCUCGAGGAGGUUAAGGACCUCUUCACGUGGCAGCACGUGCAAUAUGACAUCCCCAUUGAACGAGGGAUGAAACGUCUUCUCGAUGAUGUCACGGGCUUUGUUGCUCCUGGAAAGCUCACUGCAUUAAUGGGUGAAUCUGGGGCUGGCAAGACAACCCUUUUGAAUGUCCUUGCACAACGUGUCGGUAUUGGUUUGGUAACUGGCGAACGAUUCUUUGGCGGGCAGCCGCUCUCCAUAGACUUCCAAGCUCAGACGCAAGUAUCGUCCUAUGGCUACUGCCAACAACUCGACACACACCUUCCCGAGGCGACUGUCCGUGAAGCGCUCCUUUUCUCUGCUAAUCUUCGUCAGCCACAAUCAGUUCCUCUCGCUGAGAAAGAAGCAUACGUUGACAAGUGCCUUCAAAUGUGUGGUCUAGAGGAGUGUGCUGAUGCUAUUGUUGGCUCUCUUGGGGUUCAGCACCGUAAACGCACCACCAUUGCAGUGGAGCUCGCUGCCAAGCCCAAACUUCUACUCUUCUUGGAUGAGCCUACAUCUGGCCUUGACUCGCAAUCCGCCUGGGCCAUCGUAAAUGUACUUCGUGAGCUUGCUGACCGUGGUCAGGCCAUUCUCUGCACAAUCCAUCAACCUUCGGCGGAGCUCUUCCAGGUCUUUGACAGAUUACUACUCCUUCGCAAGGGUGGACAGACGGUCUACUUUGGCGACAUUGGCGAGAACUCGUCGACCAUGCUAAAUUACUUUGAGCGUAAUGGUGCUCCACGCUGCGGCUCUGACGACAAUCCGGCGGAAUACAUGCUUGAUGUAAUAGGUGCUGGAGCAACUGCAGUCUCUACCACUGAUUGGUACAAUGUCUGGAAGUGCUCACCAGAAGCGGCGCAGCUUCAAGACCAUAUCGACGACUUGCAUCAACAGGGUCGUUCUCACCCACAGAAGCUUGGCAAACAGUACUCUGUCUUCACCACCUCAUGGUUGCACCAGUUCGUUAUGCUCACCCACAGGAAUUUCCAAGCAUACUGGCGCAAUCCUACGUAUAUUCACGCCAAGUUUAUCCUUAAUAUCGCUGGUGGUCUUCUUGUGGGCUUUACAUUCUUUCAGGCAAAUGACUCAUUGCAAGGCACCCAAAAUAAGCUAUUCUCAGUCUUCCUCUCCCUUGUGCUCUGUGUUCCCCUCGUCCAUCAGCUCAUGGCCGUCUACAUCGACAUUCGUACAGUGUACGAGAUACGCGAACGUCCCACUAGAAUGUAUAACUGGACUGCUCUCGUCAUGUCCCAGCUUGUCGCUGAGCUUCCUUGGAAUAUCACAAGUUCAGCGAUAUUCUUUUUGUGCUGGUACUGGACCGUUGGAUAUCCCACAGGCCGGGCUGGUUACACAUUCCUCACCCUCUCCAUCGCCUUCCCGUUCUACUAUACCACGCUUGGACAUGGUAUCGCAUCCAUGGCACCAACCGCUCCAGUUGCAUCCAUAUACUUCACAACUCUCGUUAUCUUUAUGCUGAUCUUUGAUGGCGUCGUUCAGCCGUUCUUCGAGCUGAAUUGGUGGAAAUGGAUGUACAGGGCCUCUCCCUUCACGUACAUAAUCCAGGGCCUCCUUGGUCAAGCUGUUGGCGGCCAAACCAUUAUCUGCUCCUCUACGGAACUAGUCUCCGUGGACCCGCCGAUGGGUAUGACCUGCAGCGAGUACAUGGAUCCGUUCCUCAAAUUCGCUGGUGGCUACCUCACAAACCCCGGAGCUGCAGAGGGUUGCCAGUACUGUCCCUACAAGACCACUGACGAGUAUAUGUACUCGAGGUUCAACAUUAAAUACAGUGAUCACUGGCGAAACCUGGGCAUUAUCUUUGGAUUCGCUGCGUUUAACAUCAUUGCGAUAUUCUGGCUCACGUAUUCUAUGCGCAUUCGCAGUGCUAGCGUGUUUACUUCUCUUAAGCAGAGGUUAGCUCGUGGCAAAUUGUAG
Suillus plorans is the source of this 4356-nucleotide messenger RNA. RefSeq names its product ABC-2 type transporter-domain-containing protein. The coding region runs from base 1 to 4356 and encodes 1451 amino acids. Gene Ontology annotation, biological process: transmembrane transport. Lineage: Eukaryota; Fungi; Basidiomycota; Agaricomycetes; Boletales; Suillaceae. Gene Ontology annotation, cellular component: membrane. The record is from RefSeq and is a predicted model, not a curated record. Gene Ontology annotation, molecular function: ATP hydrolysis activity; ATP binding; ABC-type transporter activity. The transcript is spliced from 19 exons.